This is a messenger RNA of Coccinella septempunctata (seven-spotted ladybird), 1854 nucleotides long. RefSeq names its product fatty acyl-CoA reductase wat-like. NCBI's taxonomy places the organism in Eukaryota, Metazoa, Arthropoda, Insecta, Coleoptera, Coccinellidae. The coding region runs from base 163 to 1794 and encodes 543 amino acids. The record is from RefSeq and is a predicted model, not a curated record. Gene Ontology annotation, biological process: long-chain fatty-acyl-CoA metabolic process. Gene Ontology annotation, molecular function: alcohol-forming very long-chain fatty acyl-CoA reductase (NADP+) activity. The transcript is spliced from 10 exons. Gene Ontology annotation, cellular component: peroxisome.
CAAUUUCUUCGAAUUAUCGUAAAAACUGAGUUAGUCUUACAUCAACAUCAGUACUGACUCCUCAGUGCAGUACAUAGAUAUUUCGUCUGAAGACGAAAUUAAAAAAAAAGUGAAUCUAGUGAAUUCUCGAAAGAAGGUGGAAUAGUUAGUAGAUACCUAAGAAUGCGGCCGAGCAAGAAUUCCCUCAAAAUGAACUAUAAAAAUUCACCUAGGCGUUACUACAAGCGAGUGAAUGAGUUGAAAAGUGAAGAAUCUCGGAUUGAUCUAUCGUCAUUCUUGAAACCGAACGAUGUUGUUCACUGCAAAACUGAAGGCAGUGUGAUAGCUGAAUUUUUCAAGGGAAAAUCUGUCUUCAUAACAGGAGGAACUGGAUUCUUAGGAAAACUAAUAAUUGAAAAAUUAACGAGAUCUUGCAAGGACAUCGACAAAAUUUACAUCCUUAUUCGCGAGAAGAAAAAUAAGGACUUCAUUCGCAGAACAGAAGAGCUGUUAAACGGCAUGGUUUUUUCCGAAGUUAAAAAAGUACAGCCAGACUUCCAGAGGAAAAUUAUACCGCUAAGGGGAGAUAUUUCACUUCCCAAUCUUGGACUGAACGAGGCUGACCAAGAAACGAUAAAGAAUGAGGUUCAUGUCAUUUUCCACGUGGCGGCUACUGUCAAGUUGGAUGAAAAACUCUGCAGGUCGGUUAAAAUCAACAUAGAAGCCACUAUCGAUCUCGUCAAUCUAGCCAAAACAUGCAAAAAUCUUAUGUCACUUGUUUAUGUUAGCACUGCUUAUAGUAAUUCAAUACGCGAAGUGAUUGAAGAAAAAAUUUAUGAACCAACAGUUACAGACUUCCAAAUUCUGAAAAUGACCCAAUCGCAAAGAGAUAUAUCUGACGAGGAGGAAAAAAGAAUUCUUGGAGAAUGGAAAAAUUCUUAUGUUAUGACAAAAAAUAUAGCCGAACAUGUCAUAAAAACUCAUGGAAGUGAUCUUCCAGUUUGCAUUUUUAGACCAGCCAUAGUAACCAAUACAUUCAAAGAACCCUUGAAAGGAUAUGUAGAUAACUACUAUGGAACAAUAGGAGUAUUAGCGAACAAUUACGCUGGAGUUCUGAGGACUGCUAAUGUGGAUGGCGAGGUACUUAUCGAAAAUGUCCCAGCAGACUUUGUAGUGAAUGGUAUUAUUGUAGCUGCCUAUAAGAAUCAUAUUCUUGGGCGAGGAGAUAUAAGGAUAUACAAUUACGUUUCGUCAGAAGAGAAUCCCAUAAAAACGAGGGAUUUACAUGAUCUGGCCGCUUUUUAUGGCCAUCAGACACCCACAAUUAAAAGCCUCUGGUAUCCUUGUAACACAAUCAAUAGCAAUUUUUACGUUCACGCAAUUUUUACGAUAUUCCUCCACUUCGUACCUGCAUUUUUCUUCGAUUUGUACUUGACAUUAAUGGGGAAAAAGCCUUGGAUGAUGUCAUUUUACAAGAAAAUAUACAGAUUCAACAAGUCCAUAGCGUGGUUUGCCUCGAACGAAUGGAAAUUUUCUACCAACAAUGUUCAACAGUUAUGGAACGAAUUGCCAUACGUUGAUAAGAGAAUAUUUCCUUUCAGUAUGUCCAAAGAGAACUUCAACUGGAAUGAGUACCUCAGUCAAGUUAAUCUGGGUAUUCGAUUAUAUUUGUUACAGGAUGAGUUGCAUACCAUGACAAAUGCGAUCCGAAAACAUAAAAACCAGUACUACUUACAUAUUGGAGUAAAAUAUGGAGUAGCUUCCGCUAUGUUCUUAUCUUCUGCAAUAUUUUUUGGACGUAUUUGGGGAUUAUAGUCGAAGUGAGAAGAAUGUUCAAUGAAGCUCAACAAUUGUUAUUUCAAUAAAAUUUAAUGA